AUGAGCAGCAGCAUCAAUGAAUUUGAAAAAACUGUAAUCCAAAAGACUAAUUAUAAUAUGAUAGUUGAAUUGUGCCGUCUACUGAGAUCACACGGUGCAAAUAGGGCAGAGGAUAUUCUGUGUUUAAUAAGAAUAGCUAUGUAUAACUUUCUAUUUGCUGGAAUACUUCUAUUCUCGUACGAAUAUAUGCUUAAAACUACCUUUAAGGCAUCAAAGAACUCAGACUCACUAUAUAAUAGUGCAUGUCGUUUCAUUAUUUCAAUUGUCACAUCUUUCUUUGGAAUUGGAAUGUUUCUAUUUUCAAGUAUGUAUGCUUACAUGGAGUUCAAAGAGUGUGCUAAAAAUUGGCCAAAAAAUAAGGAGACACUAAUUGCAACAGGACUUGCAGUGCUACUUCCACUUUUUGCUCUUCUUCUUAAGACCAUUCUUAUUUCCUGCGUGCCUUCCAAGAAAAGAAGAGUAGCUCGGAAUAUGCUCUACUUCUUCUCUCUAUUGAUGGCAAUGUACACUAUUAUAACUGAAAGCUCUUCUAUAUAUACUAAGUGCCUAUCCAGUUUAGCACUUAAAACAGGGAAAGAUGCUAUCUACUAUAUCAUGUUUGCACUGCACUAUGCUUAUAUGCUUUCUAUUUUUAUUGGCACUAUAAAUACUCUUAUUAGUAUACCUAUAAUUAUUCCACCGAUUUUAAAAAAGGUUACAGAUAGCAGAAAAACAAAUAGAUCCAGAAAUAGAGCAUAA
This is a messenger RNA of Nematocida ausubeli, 738 nucleotides long. RefSeq lists its product as uncharacterized. The transcript has a single exon. Lineage: Eukaryota; Fungi; Microsporidia. The record is from RefSeq and is a predicted model, not a curated record. Bases 1 to 738 code for a protein of 245 amino acids.